AUGAAUUUGCCGUAGAGCAAAUCGUUAUGUAAAGUAUCGCAUGUUUUCGCGAUGUUAAAUGUCAAUGUCACAAUUUUAUCUGAAUUAAAUUAAUAUGUUAAUGGAAUUUAAAUUUAUUUGAAGAAUUAACACAAACAUUAUUGACUUUAAAUUUAUUGAAGAUUUCAAUAAUGCCAAGGUUAACAGAAGUCUUGUGUCGGAAAUCUUCCAGAAAUGCCCCUGCUCUCAAAACCACUCUCAACAAUGUAACUACAUACAAACAUAGGAUGAUUAUUCGCGAAACUGUUCUUAGAGACAGGGUUGCUGUCAAAAAUGUCCGCCUAGGAAAUGAUGCGUGUCAGGAUAUACUACAACAGUUGAUGUCAUGUUGGAAAAAAAAUGAAUUCAAGGAGAACACAUGCAUGGAAGAACAUGGCAAAUUUGCAGCAUGCUUAGCAACACAAAAGGCUCAAAUUGAGGCUCGUAUGAAAGUGGCUGAGCAAACAGAACUUGGAGCCGUGGAAGGUGAAGAAAGGCUCAACCCCACCAUAGCCAACAAGCUGCUGAGAAUGUACCCACAACCUCCCUAUGAAAUCACCAUUACACAUUCACAUGGCGCAGAAAUGAAAGAACCUAUUGUAUUCCGAAAGAAGGAAGCAACUGAUGAAGUGAACACUAUGUACAAGAACAUCUGAAUGGACAUCUAAAAUUAAAGAAGGUUUUCAUGCAACAUUUAAUUUACUUGUUUUAGAAAAUAAAUUUCAAUAAAAAUUAAAAUAGAA
Molecule: messenger RNA, 761 nt
Organism: Dreissena polymorpha
Lineage: Eukaryota; Metazoa; Mollusca; Bivalvia; Myida; Dreissenidae
Product: coiled-coil-helix-coiled-coil-helix domain-containing protein 1-like
Exons: 4
Coding region: 171-674 (167 amino acids)
Biological process (GO): mitochondrial translation
Cellular component (GO): mitochondrial ribosome; nucleoplasm; mitochondrion
Molecular function (GO): RNA binding
Source: RefSeq, a predicted model, not a curated record